Dermacentor albipictus is the source of this 2264-nucleotide messenger RNA. RefSeq lists its product as uncharacterized. Gene Ontology annotation, molecular function: zinc ion binding; double-stranded DNA binding; RNA binding. Gene Ontology annotation, biological process: activation of innate immune response. The record is from RefSeq and is a predicted model, not a curated record. NCBI's taxonomy places the organism in Eukaryota, Metazoa, Arthropoda, Arachnida, Ixodida, Ixodidae.
CCUUCGUCGGCUCUCGUGCGCGUCGGACGCUGGGAUCAUGUGCUCUCUCCGAGCGGUGUCAGCGGCUUCAGGCCGUGGUUCUACUGUAUCUGAUGAGGAUUACAAGGUUAUUCUGCCCCAACUGCCAACUGGAAACGCUUCCCUGAACACUGUAUUUCUUCAUUGCGAUGUGUCUGCCAGGCCCUACCGAAUCAACGAUUUCGAAGCAGAAAUUGAGCGCCUACAAGUAGUCAAGGAUGUAGCAUCGAUCGGUGCCUACCAGAUGAAUCACGUCUGGGCGCUAACGACAUAUUCCAUGGCCGCAAAACAAGUGCUCGUAGAUGCAAAGGAACUGCGCAUCAAGGGUAAAAGAUGCCUUGUCAUCGACCCCAACGACAGUCAGGUGAGAGUCAAACUUCACUGGCUUCCUUACCAUAUCAGUGACGACGCCGUGCGAAAAGCGUUGGAACCAUACGGGAAAAUUGAAGAAAUGAGUAGAGAAACGUGGAUGACUGGAAAAUUCAAGGGAGCGCAAACCUCAUCUAGGUCGGUGACUUUGAGACUGAAACACGGAUUUACUGUCGAAUCGCUUCCGCAUCAGAUUCGUAUUCAGGGCAGCAACACUCUUGUAAUUGUGCCUGGACGACCACCCCUGUGUCUGCGAUGUAAAAAAUCGGGCCAUAUAAGAAAGGAUUGUCGUAUCCCGCGGUGUUCUGCAUGCCGCAAAUUUGGUCACGAAGCUGACGACUGCAGGAAAACUUACGCUGCCAUGACACGGGAAGACGGCGAGAACGACGACACAGAUGCGCUCAUGGAUGAGGAUGAAGCUGUAGAAUCUUUACAGCCUCGUAACAUCAAUCUUUCCUCGUGGGUGCCUGAGCCUGCAACACCAACCACGAAAAAAGAAGCUGAGGCCGACUCUCCAAUGAAGCCUGUAUCACCUGUUGUCGCUGUAACAACGGAUAAAAUCUCGGGGGAGCCCGAAGAAAAGUGCAGUGUAGUGCUUCAAGUUCCGUGCCCUUCAGUGCCUGUGGAGACGCCGACGGCGUCUAAAGUGAGCUACCCAGCAGAACUAGAACGCCUCGAGACGCCCGUGGCGUCUGACGACGCAAUAUCUGCGACAGAAGCAGGGAUUGCGGACUUAGGAGCGGAAUGUCCCAAGACGCCAGCGGCGUCUGAAGCCCCGUACCUUCCAAUGGAAGCGGAGACGCCAGAGGUGUACCAUUCCCUGGAGUCUGAGCCGGAGGACGCAAGCAAUAGGGCCACAAGGAUGCCUGAGUUUGGUUCGGACGAGGAUGAAGGCACAUCAGGGAGCAUUACAGAGAUGAGAAGCAUGGCGCAAAAAGUAAAAUCGAAAGCGGCCAUGAAGAGGAACCGUGUUACCACGGCUCCUCGGAUACCGCCCGUGGAAAAACGUCACAAGCGCUCCUUGUGAGCCGGAAAGACCACGCCUCAAAGGUAUGCAUCAUUGGCCGGAGUAUCGGCAGUUUUAUCACUAUGGCUUACUUAAAGCUAGCAACCUUUAACUGCGUGAGCUUGGUCGCACGCUGGAGGAAGCAGUGGUUUCUCAAUCUUCUACUGCAAGAAAAUGUUGACAUUGCGUUUAUUCAGGAGACAAAACUUUCAUCGAGUGUGCAGUUGGAAGAGAUGGACCACUUUGUUCGUAACCAUUACUCGUUUUAUUUUUCGCCUGCUUGUGGUUACAGCGGAGGGACGGCAGUUUUGGUGAAGAAACACUCAGCGGUACUAGUGUACCCCGAGUGGGACAAGGACCGAAACGGCCGUGUAUGUAGUGUGGAUUUGAUAUACCGGAAUGAACCAUACAAGCUUGUUUCCAUUCAUGCUCCGAAUGACGCACCGCUACGAAAAGAAUUCUUUUCAGGCCUGAGGCAGUAUCUUGACUCACCAUGCCGUACCAUGUUUGCCGGAGACUUUAAUUGUGUUUUACGUGCUUCAGACUGUUCGAAAAAGCGAUCGCCAGAUACCAGCCUAGCAGAGCUCAGGAAGCUUUUGAGAGACUAUGACUUGCAAGAUGUUACCGAGAUUGCGCCAGGAGAUAAUGAUGGUUUUACACAUUGGCAAGGGGACUGUCAUUCAAGGCUUGAUCGGUUUUACGUGUCUAGUGACCUCUCAUCGUACAACGUGCGUUAUAAAGUGCAACCUGUUGCAUUCUCAGAUCAUGCAUUUGUCACAGCCGUAUUUGAAGAAAAGAAAAUAACAAGAAAGAGGCACAAAGAGUGGCAGUUGUGGAAGCUGAAUGAGAGUCUGCUGGAUGACAAAGAAAU